Molecule: messenger RNA, 2822 nt
Organism: Chlorocebus sabaeus (green monkey)
Lineage: Eukaryota; Metazoa; Chordata; Mammalia; Primates; Cercopithecidae
Gene: OXGR1
Product: oxoglutarate receptor 1
Biological process (GO): G protein-coupled receptor signaling pathway
Cellular component (GO): plasma membrane
Molecular function (GO): G protein-coupled receptor activity
Source: RefSeq, a predicted model, not a curated record
UGUGCAAUUCAAUCUACCACAAAUACAAUGUUGCAAUGUGUGCAAUCUAUAUUUUUAAAAUUUACGGUAUUCAGCAUUUUCCUGUCUUCACACUUGUUCCUUCCAUUAUUUACGGCAAUCCUGAUGAAAAUCAACAAAAUACAAAUUGAGAGGCAGCACAGAGAGGUAAUAUAGAAAGGGAAUGGCUUUUGAGUCAGACAAACACAAGUGUGGAUCCCAGCUAAGCCCCUAGAUGUGUUACCGGAGAUGAGCUGCAAAACAUUUCUCAGUCUUAGUCUCCUGUAAAAUAGAGGUAAUAAGAAACACUUUUCAGUAUUUUGUGACAUGUAGAAGUGAAGUGAUGGUGGCAUGCACCACUCUUGGUUAAUAGUAAGUCCUGUUGUUAAGUCUCUAAUGGCGAUACCCUAUAGCUUCCCCAAAUGGCGACCUUGCCAAAUUGUUUUCCAAAGCUACAUGUGGCUUUUUUCUCCCAGUCCUUCAUUUUAAUUCUCAUGAUAAUUUAACUUUUAUAUUUUUAUUAGAUGCAUUUAGUAACUCACCUCACAGUCAUUUUCUUGGAAAUUCAAUUUCUUCUCCACAGGGUCUCUUUUGAGAUUAAAGAGAGAGAUGUGGCAAAUUUAGGAUGUUAGAACAAUUUUCAUUUAAAAGUAGAUCCUUGUUUUUAUUACCCUACCAUUAAUGUUUUCUGUUUUCCUUUAUCAGCGAGUUACUUCCAUUUGAUUCGUAUUGCCAAACUGAACUCUCUUGUUUUCUUGCAAGAUGAAAGGAGGCAACCAUGAAUGAGCCACUAGACUAUUUAGCAAAUGCUUCUGAUUUCCCCGAUUAUGCAGCUGCUUUUGGAAAUUGCACUGAUGAAAACAUCCCCCUCAAGAUGCACUACCUCCCUGUUAUUUACGGCAUUAUCUUCCUCGUGGGAUUUCCAGGGAACGCAGUAGCGAUAUCCACUUACAUUUUCAAAAUGCGACCUUGGAAGAGCAGCACCAUCAUUAUGCUGAACCUGGCCUGCACAGAUCUGCUGUAUCUGACCAGCCUUCCCUUCCUGAUUCACUACUAUGCCAGUGGCGAAAACUGGAUCUUUGGAGAUUUCAUGUGUAAGUUUAUCCGCUUCAGCUUCCAUUUCAACCUGUAUAGCAGCAUCCUCUUCCUCACCUGUUUCAGCAUCUUCCGCUACUGUGUGAUCAUUCACCCAAUGAGCUGCUUUUCCAUUCACAAAACUCGAUGUGCAGUUGUAGCCUGUGCUGUGGUGUGGAUCAUUUCACUGGUAGCUGUCAUUCCUAUGACCUUCUUGAUCACAUCAACCACCAGGACCAACAGAUCAGCCUGUCUCGACCUCACCAGUUCGGAUGAACUCACUACUAUUAAGUGGUACAACCUAAUUUUGACUGCAACCACUUUCUGCCUCCCCUUGGUGAUAGUGACACUUUGCUACACCACGAUUAUUCACACUCUGACCCAUGGACUGCAAACUCACAGCUGCCUUAAGCAGAAAGCUCGAAGGCUAACCAUUCUGCUACUCCUCGUAUUUUACGUAUGUUUUUUACCCUUCCAUAUCUUGAGGGUCAUUCGGAUCGAAUCUCGCCUGCUUUCGAUCAGCUGUUCCAUUGAGAAUCAGAUUCACGAAGCUUACAUCGUUUCUAGACCAUUAGCUGCUCUGAACACCUUUGGUAACCUGUUACUAUAUGUGGUGGUCAGCGACAACUUUCAGCAGGCUGUGUGCUCAACAGUGAGAAGUAAAGUAAGCGGGAACCUUGAGCAAGCAAAGAAAAUCAGUUACUCAAACAACCCUUGAAAUACUUCAUUUACUUAACCAAAAAUAAAUACUUGCUGAUACUUUACCUAGGACUCCUAAGCGUUCAGGAUGUCUCCCUCAAUGGAACUCCUGGUAAAUACUGUGUAUUCAAGUAAUCAUGUGCCAAAGCCAGGGCAGAGCUUCUAGUUCUUUGCAAUCCCUUUAUUGAGCUCCUCCAUUGGGGAGAUAAAGAAUUGGAUGCGUGCAUAUCAGCAAAGUGUACAGAUAUAGUAUUACAAGCUUUUGGAACUCAGAGGCAUCUUAGAGAACAUCUGUUCCCACCAACUUAUUAUAUAUACAUGGAAACCAAUUUCAUACUCUUGCCCUAGAUUGCUCAGUAAAUUAGUGCCAAGAUAGGAGAAAACCAAUCUUUUCACUCAUCAUUUCAUGCUCCUCUUCACUCCAGACCUGUUAGUAUUGAACCAUUAGAUAAUUCAAAUCACUACUUGUAUCUUUCUUAAUAUUUAUUUUUUACAUCUUAUAGCUCUACGAUUUGUUUCCUUCAAGCUUAACUUUGAGAUUAUAAAACUGGGUUUAGCCAGUUCUGUAUAUUACUUGCAAGCCAGUAAGAUGCCCUUGAAAUAGUUCAAGGACGUCCAUGCAAAUAGCUGAAAUUAGUACCUGCAAGAUAUUUGGAGUAUUAUGUCUUUAUUGUUGUUAAAAAGUUUUUAUUGAAUUUAUAAAAAUUGUCAAAUCGUAUUCAUCAUUAUUAACAUGUCCUGGGGAAGGAAGGAAAACUUUUGAGGACAGAAGUCACUUUCAAAUAUCAUGUAUGUAUUGGGUGUUCAAUCAUAUCUAACACUGUUUUGAUUUUUGUGGGAAAAUAUUCCAGGAAACACUAAUUCUCUUUAGAUACCUUGUUCUUUUAUGACUACAAUGAACAUAUGUCUAUGUAAUAGCUAAAUAUAUUUUUGAAUUGUGUGUGUGCUUAAUUAUCAGUAAGUAUAAAUAUUUGAGAAAAUACCUGGUCUGGAUAUUUAAAACCCUCCUAAACAUGUUGGUACAGUUAAUAAACUUAUUUAUAAUUAUGUAA